This is a messenger RNA of Aspergillus ibericus CBS 121593, 710 nucleotides long. RefSeq lists its product as uncharacterized. The coding region runs from base 149 to 568 and encodes 139 amino acids. The transcript is spliced from 4 exons. The record is from RefSeq and is a predicted model, not a curated record. Lineage: Eukaryota; Fungi; Ascomycota; Eurotiomycetes; Eurotiales; Aspergillaceae.
CGCCAAACAAACUACUUCGUCUCUCAACGUGGAGUCCCUCCGCAAUGGUGUGCGAAGACCUCCUGCAUCUCCCCUUGAAGCCAGCUUAUUUUGAGGGAAAGCCUUUAUGCGCUUUGCACGCAUCUUGGCACUCCUAUUCUUAUGAUAUAUGGACAUCCCUGCGUUGUACCCAUUAUCGGAUUCCGGACACGCUCUAUUGACUUCUCAGAAUACAACAAUAAUGUCCUUCGGAAGUCAAGUCAAGUCAGUUGACCCGCUGUCUCCGAGCGACGAAGAAUUGGAGAGGGUAGCCUGUGAAUUGGUUUCGAAGGGCGUAGUAAUCGAAAAAAGUGUGUCUCAUCCUAAGUCCUUCACAACAGCAGACAAGUCGGUAUGCGCUGUUCUAGUACAUAGGAGGGGAGCAGAGGGGGCUGUGAGAGUCACAGGGCCUGGGACUCCGCAUCCUAUUCCAAACGUGAUUACAGGACCUAGUGAAAACGGCUGGGAUAUUAUUGCAGUAAAAGAAGGCCAAACAUGCAUGUUCUUCGGUAACCCGACAGUCCGGUUUUUUAAAGUUAAACAGGAAUGACCUCUUCAAUGCUCCAUCGACUCUGCAGAUCAAUCGAGGGAAAUGCUAAUAGAAGGCAAAGGGUCCCCGGAUAAGGGACAUUCCAUUUGGACGAUCUUGUCCAAUUCCUGAUUUUCUUGGAAGAAGUUAACGAGGUCCCUGA